Bactrocera tryoni is the source of this 1317-nucleotide messenger RNA. RefSeq names its product inhibitory POU protein (gene acj6). The annotation marks the transcript as partial. The record is from RefSeq and is a predicted model, not a curated record. The transcript is spliced from 6 exons. Gene Ontology annotation, molecular function: DNA-binding transcription factor activity, RNA polymerase II-specific; RNA polymerase II cis-regulatory region sequence-specific DNA binding. Lineage: Eukaryota; Metazoa; Arthropoda; Insecta; Diptera; Tephritidae. Gene Ontology annotation, biological process: regulation of transcription by RNA polymerase II.
AUGCAUCAUACGAUGGAUCAAUUGGAUAUGUUGGACCCUACGGGGCCAAUGACAACGUUAGCGCCCAUGUCAGACACAUCAUUAACGCCGACUCAUCAGCAUUUACAUGGGUCGUAUCAUAGUAUGAACCAUAUGAUGAGUCAUCACCACCCUGGCAGUUUAAGUGGCCACUCUACAAAUCAUGGGCAUUCUGCAGUACAUCAUCCUGUUAUAUCUGCAGCGGUGGCUGCGGCUGGACUUCAUCCCGACACUGACACGGAUCCUAGAGAAUUGGAAGCAUUCGCAGAAAGAUUUAAACAACGACGAAUAAAGUUAGGCGUUACGCAGGCUGAUGUAGGUAAAGCUUUAGCAAAUCUAAAAUUACCAGGAGUUGGGGCGCUUUCUCAAAGUACAAUUUGCCGAUUUGAAAGUCUUACAUUGUCACACAACAAUAUGAUUGCAUUGAAACCAAUCCUACAGGCAUGGCUGGAAGAAGCGGAGGCGCAAGCAAAAAACAAACGAAGAGAUCCAGACGCCCCCAGUGUACUUCCAGCUGGUGAAAAGAAAAGAAAAAGGACUUCCAUUGCGGCGCCUGAAAAACGUUCCCUGGAAGCGUACUUUGCCGUUCAACCGAGGCCUUCUGGUGAGAAAAUUGCUGCUAUCGCUGAGAAAUUGGACUUGAAGAAAAACGUGGUGCGUGUCUGGUUCUGCAAUCAAAGGCAAAAACAAAAACGUAUAGUUAGUAGUGUUACUCCAUCAAUGACUGGGCAUGGAUCAGCGGGGUUUGGAUACUGAUAGUCGUUUUUUUCUGGAGACUUUUACCUGUAGAUCUGCCACAACACAUAGCCAUGAUACAUAUUCCUGGAGAAGAAACAUUGCAAUCAACUAGCGCAGUUUUGACCAAUAAUGCAAAAUUUAACAGGGUUAAUAAAAUUCUUUUAUUGAAGAAUCUGUAUUUUCGAGAUGUAUCCCGUAAGGACGGUACUUUACUAAACCGAAGAUCCUGUGGAUAAUUGACGUGGUUCUUAUGCUUCCUUUAAAGUAAUUAAUUAAUAGAAAUACAUAAUAUGCAACGAAUUUAGUUGUUGCCAAACAAUUAGGUGUACAAAGAUAAGUAGUUUUGUAUUUACGUAGCAUGAAAUUGAAUAAACAAAUUGUAAAGUGUCGAACGUUAUUGUAAAUAUAUAUAUGUAGAUACACACGUGCAUAUACAUACAUCUAAGGCCAUAAUUAACUAUAAAUAGGAAAUGGUGUAAGAAUUCUACAUAUAUACUUUAAUUAUAAAUAUGUAUAUGAAAAUUUAUUUUGAAUACACAUUGAAAUUUUUAAUUUCGAAUA